Molecule: messenger RNA, 807 nt
Organism: Paramecium tetraurelia
Lineage: Eukaryota; Ciliophora; Oligohymenophorea; Peniculida; Parameciidae
Exons: 5
Source: RefSeq, a predicted model, not a curated record
AUGCAGUCUAAUGAUCCUAAACUUGGCUUACUUUCUAAUUAAUCGAACUAGAAAUACUCAGACUCACACUAAGAGAAUGAUGGAGUUGAGUUGUUAGAUUUUGGAGACGAUUCAGAUCAAAUUCAAUUUGAUGAUACAAUAUGCUAGAAUAAGGCUGUAGUGCUGACUAACCUUGGUCAAGAACCUAUUACAAUGGCUAGCUCUAAGACAAGGGAUAAUUAAAAUUAAUAGGUAAAUCAGAAAAUCUAAUCUCAAGCAUCCCAUCCUCUUUCGUAAUAAGUUCCCCAAUCUCAAAUGUAAAAUGUUCAAAAUUUAUCUAAUUAAAAUUGCUUUUAAACUUUUUCUAGAGAAGAACGAGAACAACAACCUAAUUAAAUAUCUUAAAAUCAAAACCAAAAUGUUAAUGCAAUUAACUAAAUACAAUCAACAUGCAUGUUCUGUUAGGUUCCAUAAAUGAUUCCCAAAGAUAAAAACGUGUUUAUCUGCUACAAUUGCUAAUAGAUUAAUAAGUUGAUCUUUGCCUAUUUUAUCUGUGGUACUUGCAGAUUGACUGUAAUGUAUCAAUAGGGAAUAUCCAAUCUAAUUAACUGUACCAACUGUUUGACUAUGAAUUAUGUACAGCAACCCAAUCUUCCAAACACUCUCUAAUAAGCCAAACCUUCAACUCUAUAGGUUUAAUACGUAGUUCAUUAACCUUUACCAUAAUCCACAUUGCCUAAUUAAUAGUAAGGACAAGGCCUUCAAUAAUAGCAAUAAAGAAAUCAAGUUUCGGAUCUCGAGGCCGAAUUUAAGGAUUUAAUUAACUGA